Messenger RNA from Heterocephalus glaber (naked mole-rat), 912 nucleotides. Its product is annotated as olfactory receptor 13G1. The record is from RefSeq and is a predicted model, not a curated record. NCBI's taxonomy places the organism in Eukaryota, Metazoa, Chordata, Mammalia, Rodentia, Bathyergidae. Gene Ontology annotation, cellular component: membrane. Gene Ontology annotation, molecular function: olfactory receptor activity; G protein-coupled receptor activity. Gene Ontology annotation, biological process: G protein-coupled receptor signaling pathway.
AUGAAUCAGAUGCUGGUCACUGAGUUCCUCAUCUUGGGAUUCUUCCAAAGCCCUAGCCUGCAAAUGCUGUUCUUUCCUGCCUUCCUCCGCCUCUACACAGCUGCCCUUUCAGGAAACCUGCUUAUUGUGGUAGCCAUCAGUUCCAGCCCAGCUCUGCAUACUCCCAUGUAUUUCUUUCUUACUAACCUGGCCCUGGUGGACAUCCUCUGCACCUCCACCAUCCUGCCCAAGCUGCUGAGCAGCAUGGUGACAAGGAAGACCAUCUCCUAUGGGGGCUGCAUGGCACAGCUCUUCUUCACAUGGUCACUGGGGGCUGAGCUGCUGCUCUUCUCAGCCAUGACCUAUGACCAUUAUGUGGCCAUCUGCCAGCCACUGCACUAUAGUGCAUUGAUGGGGCCCUGGGCAUAUACAUUCCUGGCUGGGGUCGUGUGGGCCAUCAGCCUCACCAACACCUCUGUGCACACAGGCCUCAUGAUGCACCUGCCCUUUUGCAAAUCCAACGUGGUUGAACACUUUUUUUGUGAGAUCCCCCCACUUCUGAAACUCUCCUGCUCCCCAACUCACCUGAAUGAGGUCAUGGUCUUUGCAGCGGACUUGUUAGUGGCUGUGGGGAAUUUCUCUGUGACAGUCCUCUCCUAUGGUUUCAUUGUCACCAGCAUCCUCCACAUCUGGUCUGCUGAAGGCAAGUGGAGAGCCUUCUCUACCUGCUCCUCCCACCUGCUGGUGGUCUCCAUGUACUACUCUACUGUCAUCUACACCUACAUUCAUCCUACAUCCAGCUACACACUGAACAAGGACAAGGUGGUGUCGGUCAUCUACACAUCUGUGGCACCCACCUUGAACCCCCUCAUCUACCCUCUGAGAAACAAAGACAUCAAAGUAGCACUCAGGAGACUUCUGUCCUGCAGCUGA